UCUUCCCCUGUUUGUAGAAGAAGAAUCUGGAACUUCUGGAACAUUUCUUGCAAGAUGGAGAGAAAGCAUACGACAAAAAGGACUACAGAAAAGUGGUUUUCUGUAUGGACAGAGCCCUUCAACAAGCUGUCGCUUCAAAUAAGUUCAAACUCAUAAAAGCAGAGUGUUUAGCUUUCUUAGGAAGAUUUGAAGAAGCUCAAGAAAUAGCCAAUGAUAUUCUUCAUCUAGACGCUAUGAAUGUAGAUGCUCUUUAUGUUAGAGGAAUGUGUCUGUAUUACCAGGAUUUUAUUGAAAAGUCCUAUAGUCAUUUACAGCAAGUCCUGAGGCUUGCACCUGAUUACUCAAAAGUACGAGAUCUUUAUAGGAAAGUUAAACUUUUAAUGACCAAGAAAGAUGAGGGAAAUGAAGCUUUCAAGAAAGGAAGACUACAAGAGGCAUAUAAUCUCUAUUCUAGUGCUCUGGAAAUUGACCCAUCCAAUGUUUACACCAAUGCAAAGCUUUAUUUUAAUCGUGCUACUGUAUGUGCUAAGAUUUCUAAAGUAAAAGAAGCUAUAGAAGACUGUACAGAAGCCAUCAGGCUGGAUGAAAAUUACAUAAAAGCGUAUCUACGUCGUGCAAAGUGUUCCAUAUUUUGCACAGCACACAAACAGCUUUUAGAGCAAGCAAAACUAGAACUAAAGAAGAGUAAAAGAAAAAACUACUACAAGAUUCUUGGAGUGGAAAAAAAUGCUUCUGAAGAGGAGAUUAGAAAAGCUUAUCGUAAACGAGCCUUGCUACAUCAUCCCGAUCGUCACACCAGUGCAUCGGAAGAGGAAAGGAGAGAGCAAGAAAAAAAAUUUAAAGAAGUUGGAGAAGCAUACAAUGUUUUGUCAGAUCAUAAGAAACGUGUACGUUAUGAUAGUGGUCAAGAUUUGGAAGACAUGGAAGGCUUUGGAGGAGGCGAUAUUGAUCCCAACCACAUCUUCCAGACUUUCUUUGGUGGCUCAGGAGGUUUUACGUUCAGUAACUUUGGUGGUGGUAAUUUUAGCCAGGUCCCUAGUGGUUUCAGCUUUCAGUUUGGUUGAACACUGUCUACGAUAUAGUUUAACAAGAAAAUCACUGUCUAUCAAACUCAACUCCUUGUACUUUCUGAAAGAAAGUAAAAAAUAUUGGACUAAACAUGUAGAGCUAAAAAAAAAAGGACUAGUUUAUCUUUGGACCUAAUAGUGUUUUAGCAUCUGGAUUUUUGUCUUACUUAAAAAAAUGUAUUUAACUGAAAGAAAUUUUGAUCUAGUGUACAAUAAUACCUGGAUAACUUUUUAAAAGUUACAUAAUAACUGAGGAUGUUUUGAAUGUGAACCACAAGAACAGUAGAUGUACUAACGUACUUCUUUGUACAGUACACAGCAUAAAGAAAUGGAGAAACUUCUUGUAUAAUAUCGAGUGUUUGGAAGUCCUUAGUAUUAUCAAAGUUGAUGAACAGUAUUGAAAAGAAGUGUGUAGAUGAGAAAAACAGUAAUUGGUAGUUAUAAUGUUAACAUAUGGAAAGAAAAAUAACCAGAUUUUAACUUCAAGUCGUUUCAAUGCUGCAAGGUUAUUUUUUCACUUUUUAGCUCCACGUAUUUUACUACACAUCUGCCAAACUUCUGACUUAGUUAAAGAGUUUUGAAUUAUUGAGAAGUGUAUAGUUUUUAAGUACUGUAUAUUUGUUUAACUCAAGGUGUUAGUGUCUUAUUUUUGAUAUUUGUAUAGUUCAUUUCUCCGUGAUCUUGUCCUGACACUAACCAACCACCAAGGAAGGCACAGAUAGACAAGUUUACUCACUCAUUAUCUGUUUUAUGUAUUGUUUUAUUUGUUUGAAGAUAAACUUUUAAAAAGAUCGGUGUAAUUUUAUAGUAUAACAUUUCCUUCGUUGUGUUGUAUCAUACGCAAGUUGUAAACUGAUUUAUAUAUGUUUCUUGAGAUUAAGAGAACAGGUUUUAGAAGUGUAGUGUGUUAAAUUCUAACGAUAUACUUUUCAAGGCAUACACAUGUGUGAAUUUUCAUUAUAACUGGAUAAAAGUAUUUAUUUUCUGAUCUGAUAAGUUCGGUGCAUACCAGUUUCUUCAAACAACUACUUAUAUUACCAUUAAAGUUUUGGAUCAAUAUUUAUUUUCUCUUCUUAUAUAGAAUAAAAUCUUGGUUCUCGAGCAUA
Limulus polyphemus (Atlantic horseshoe crab) is the source of this 2173-nucleotide messenger RNA. RefSeq names its product dnaJ homolog subfamily C member 7-like. The coding region runs from base 105 to 1064 and encodes 319 amino acids. The transcript is spliced from 8 exons. The record is from RefSeq and is a predicted model, not a curated record. Gene Ontology annotation, molecular function: protein binding. NCBI's taxonomy places the organism in Eukaryota, Metazoa, Arthropoda, Merostomata, Xiphosura, Limulidae.